AUGCCUCCUGCCCGUCGUGAACAUGUUCGACAUUCUGCACACCUCAAACCUAACACUCCAUUGCACUUGAGGGCAAUGGACGAUGCAUCAACCUCUCGAGGACCGCCCAAACCUCCAGAAUCAUCUGGACCAUGGCUAGCUAUUCAGUGGCAAAGCGACCACGCUCUUACUGAUACAUUGGUGAACUAUCUGACCACUCAAGCUGCUGAUUGUAGGGUCCUAUUUUACUCUGAUGGGAAAAAAGCAAUGGCUGCUGUCGAUGACCAUCCAUCGUGGUUGGAUAAAGGCCAAAUCUACCAGAAUAUUGCCAAGCUCUUGUUUGCAGGCCACCCUAAGUAUGGUGCUGCGUACGCCAUCAAUUCCAAAAAAUUCUGUGACGCAGUUGGCAACUGUAUUGGAACUCUCAGGGGUAAAUACAAGAAACUCAAGAACUUAUUAGAUGCAGCACUUUUGAAGCUGCCAUGGUACACAGAACUAGAUUCAAUUUGGCAUUCUAAUCCGUCCAUAGCCGCAGUAACCCACUCCUCAAAGCCAGGUGUUGAUCAUGCCAGCGUAUCAUAUUCACUUGUUCAACCGCAUGAUGGGGCUGGUCCCUCCGCACACUUUGACGCUACUUCUCAAUGGUCACCUUACACUCCCACAUAUCCCUCACAUGAUACCCAUUCUUAUUCUUCCAGUACUCCACCUUCACAAUAUGGCCAACCAUACUCUCUGGGCCCUCAUAUACCAUAUCACGCAAAUGCCCUUGAAACACCUCAUGCUGGGAGUUCACAAUUUGCUCCUGCUCCUUCUCCUGCUCCUGCUCCUGCUCUCCUCACUCCUGCUUCUGCUCCUACUCUGGCUCCUGCUCCUGCUCCCUCCCAUACUGCCCCUUACAAUACAUCCCCCCAAUUCCACCUUCACGGUCUUCCGACACCAAAAGACGCCCUCAACAAUCAUAACGCUGAUGACGAUGACUUUGAUCAAGAUAUUAGUGGACCGUUUGACACCCCGCUUGGAGACUCCCUAAAUUAUCUUAAAGAUGAUGAUAUGAUGGUCGACAAGACAACCGAUAGUCCUUCCCAUGUUGCAGGGAAGAAACAGCAGCUUCCCUCAUUACCAUUGCCCCCUCCUAAUGCUCCAGAACCAUUCCACAGACCUGCAAAAUCCCCGAUGUCUUCCUACAACAACUGCUCAGUGUUAGGCAUACAGAAGCUAUUGAGCUGUGGGGGACGAUGCAAAUGA
Suillus discolor is the source of this 1224-nucleotide messenger RNA. RefSeq lists its product as uncharacterized. The coding region runs from base 1 to 1224 and encodes 407 amino acids. The record is from RefSeq and is a predicted model, not a curated record. Lineage: Eukaryota; Fungi; Basidiomycota; Agaricomycetes; Boletales; Suillaceae. The transcript has 4 exons.